Molecule: messenger RNA, 2207 nt
Organism: Sorex fumeus (smoky shrew)
Lineage: Eukaryota; Metazoa; Chordata; Mammalia; Eulipotyphla; Soricidae
Gene: CRTAC1
Product: cartilage acidic protein 1
Exons: 15
Coding region: 196-2100 (634 amino acids)
Biological process (GO): axonal fasciculation
Molecular function (GO): calcium ion binding
Source: RefSeq, a predicted model, not a curated record
CGGCGUCGGGGCGGGAGGCUCGAGGCCAGCCCGGGACCCGGGCUGCGAGCUGGAAGGCGGCGGCGGCGGCGGCGGCGGCGGCGGCGGAGGCGGCGGAGACAGCGGCUGCUCCAGCGCCCGCGCGCCCGCGCCCCCAGGCGGCGGGGCUGAGCCUGCCCGGCCACGGCUCCGAGCGCGGACCCCGGCAUCUUCAGGAUGUUUCUGUUCCUGCUGCUGCUGUGGUUGCUGCCCACCAUGGAAGGGUCCCAGCGGGCAGAGCCCAUGUUCACGGCAGUCACCAACUCGGUGCUGCCCCCCGACUAUGAGAGCAACCCCACCCAGCUCAACUAUGGUGUGGCUGUCACUGAUGUGGACCAUGAUGGGGACUUUGAAAUCGUGGUGGCAGGGUACAAUGGUCCCAACCUGGUUCUGAAGUAUGAUGGGACUCAGAAACGGCUGGUGAACAUCGCAGUGGAUGAGCGCAGCUCCCCCUACUACGCUCUGCGUGACCGGCAGGGCUACGCCAUCGGGGUCACAGCCUGCGACAUUGACGGGGACGGCCGGGAGGAGAUCUACUUCCUCAACACCAACAACGCCUUCUCUGGGGUGGCCACAUACACCGAUAAGUUGUUCAAGUUCCGCAACAACCGCUGGGAGGAUAUCCUGAGCGACGAGGUCAACGUGGCCCGCGGGGUGGCCAGCCUCUUUGCCGGGCGCUCUGUGGCCUGCGUGGACAGGACGGGCUCCGGACGCUACUCCAUCUACAUCGCCAACUACGCCUACGGUGACGUGGGUCCUGACGCCCUCAUUGAGAUGGACCCCGAGGCCAGUGACCUCUCCCGGGGCAUCCUGGCUCUCCGUGACGUGGCUGCUGAGGCUGGGGUCAGCAAGUACACAGGUGGCCGGGGUGUCAGCGUGGGCCCCAUCCUCAGCAGCAGCGCCUCAGACAUCUUCUGCGACAAUGAGAACGGACCCAACUUCCUCUUCCACAACCGCGGGGACGGCACCUUUGUGGAUGCCGCGGCCAGCGCAGGUGUGGAUGACCCCCACCAGCACGGCCGGGGGGUGGCCUUGGCCGACUUCAACAGGGAUGGCAAAGUGGACAUCGUCUACGGCAACUGGAACGGCCCCCACCGACUCUACCUGCAGAUGAGCGCCCACGGGAAAGUUCGGUUUCGGGACAUCGCCUCCCCUAAGUUCUCCAUGCCCUCCCCCGUGCGCACGGUCAUUGCCGCGGACUUCGACAAUGACCAGGAGCUGGAGAUCUUCUUCAACAACUUCGCCCACCGCAGCCCCUCGGCCAACCGCCUCUUCCGCGUCAUCCGCCGGGAGCACGGUGACCCUCUCAUCGAGGAGCUGAAUCCUGGCGAUGCCUCGGAGCCUGAGGGUCGGGGAACAGGGGGCGUGGUGACCGACUUCGAUGGAGACGGCAUGCUGGACCUCGUCCUGUCCCACGGAGAGUCCAUGGCUCAGCCGCUGUCCGUCUUCCGGGGAAACCAGGGCUUCAACAACAACUGGCUGCGCGUGGUGCCACGGACCCGGUUCGGGGCCUUCGCCAGGGGUGCCAAGGUGGUGCUGUACACCAAGAAGAGCGGAGCCCACCUGAGGAUCAUCGACGGGGGCUCGGGGUACCUGUGCGAAAUGGAGCCUGUGGCACACUUUGGCCUGGGGAAGGACGAAGCAAGCAGUGUGGAAGUGACCUGGCCAGAUGGCAAGAUGGCCAGUCGGCGCGUGGCCAGUGGGGAAAUGAACUCAGUGCUGGAGAUCCCCUACCCCCGUGACGAGGACAAGGUUCAAGACCCAGCUCCUCUGGAGUGUGGCCAAGGAUUCUCCCAGCAGGAAAAUGGCCAUUGCAUGGACACCAACGAAUGCAUCCAGUUCCCUUUCGUGUGUCCCCGAGACAAGCCCGUGUGCGUCAACACAUAUGGAAGCUACAGAUGCCGGACCAACCGGCGGUGCAGCCGGGGCUUCGAGCCCAACGAGGAUGGCUCGGCCUGUGUGGCUCAAGUGGCCUUUUUAGGUAGGUAUCCUUCUGCCGCCUUUAGAAUCUCUGAGCCUCUCUCUCGGGCCUUAUAUCUUUCUCUAGGCCUUGGACUUUGCCUUCAGUUAUAUGCACUUUAAAUCCUGUCAAUAAAGGAAAAAAAAAACUGACAACCUUUGUGGAAAACUAAAUCUCUCCCACUACCUGUCUCUCUCCACGCCCAGUAGACUCGGUUCUGCUGUGUGUG